CAGUAUUCGUUCCAAAUUCUACAUACAUACACUUGGCUCGGCCUCUCAGUCUCAGUCUCAGUCUCAGUCGAGCGUGAAGUCCAAAAGUAAUGUCUGCAACUGAAACAAGUGUUCGAAGCAGACCCAAAUCCCACGGAGAUGCCGAGGACGACAAUGACCGCGACGCCGUUACUCUCUGGCGAACAGAGCCCAAUUCGAGGCCGCGUAGAGAUAGAAGUAGAAGCCACACUUCAAUUGGAAGUUUCAACGUCGAUCUCAAGCUCCUGCUAGGGCUUGGCGCGUUUGGGUUCUUCGUCGCCGUGCUUUUUAUCUACAACCUUGUAAAUCCUGUUCGAGAAGUUAACAGAGCUAGGGGACUCGUUAGGCCCUCCCAUGCUUCAAAGCUCAUGGACCCCCUUCAGUCUGAAGGUGAGAACAAGGAGAGCUUGUAUUGGGGAACAUAUCGCCCUCGUGUUUAUCUCGGAAUCCGUUCCAGGACCCCUCGGUCUUUGAUUGCCGGGUUAAUGUGGAUUGGUGGAAAGGAUGGGAAAAGUUUCUUGCGCCAUGUUCGCAAAGACUCUGAUGAGCUGAGCAUAUAUAGUUGGGCACAUCAUGAUGACUGCAAUUUUGGACAUCAAGUCAUUGUUGACGAUGACAUGAACUUGGCCACAAGUUUCUUCAAAUCUAAGGGGGAAGACAGUGGCUAUGGAGGAGAUUGGGUGGUUCGAAUUGACGUGCGAAGCCAUAAGUAUAGCCACAAAUCUAAGGGGAAUGAGGAAUUUUGGAGAAGUGCGCAUCUGUUUUUCUAUUUGGAUGAUGAAGAUGGAAAUGCUCUAACUUUAGGUGGUGAUAAUUUGGGAAUUCGUGAGAGCUCUCCCCUUGCAUCUGGUUUACGUACGGAUGUUGGAAGUUGGCAGCUACAUCUAAAGUCACUGGAUGACGUGGAAGUUCAUUAUUUCGGUUUUAGGAUGCCUCAUACUCACAAUUUAUCUGAUAUUGUCCAGGAAUAUCUUGAACCACAAGUAAGGAAGUUUGGUCCACUGCAGCUACCCGACAUUUCUGAUAAAUCUCCAAAUAUUCUAGUUUUUCAGAUUUCUGCUCAGAUUCCUUUCAAGACAGAUAUUGCAUUCAUAUCCGGGGCUGAUUUGGAAAGUUCAAGAGCAGAAGAACGCGUCCGCAGCCUCACAGGUACCUUACUGACCAGUCAACUGAUGGAGAAGCAAAGAGAAUUUGACACAAAAUUUGAGAAGAGCUUUGAUCAGGCUGACAAGAUAGAUCAAGCCGCGGACGAGUUUGAUAAGCAUGCUCCUCCUGGUUUUGCUAAGCAGGUUGUGAGCCAAGCUCUCGGUUUUAUCCAGAAAGCAUGUGGAAAUGCCCAAAGAUUUGUAAAGGAUGCUCAAAAUGGGGACACCCACACGGCUAUUCAUCAUGCGGUUACAGAAUAUAAGCAGUUUCUCUUCAACCAAUCUGCCAAGUUGUGGGUCGACCAGUACCCUAAAGUCCAGAGUGUGGCUGAGAAGGCUUCUUCAGCAGCUUCUUACUGGUCCCAGAAAUACAACCAUGUGGUAAAGGACUUGACACUGAAAGGUUAUAACAUAUCGGGUGAUCGGUGCAUAUUUACAUAUCAUUUUGUACCCUUCUAGCUUAUGAUUUGGUUAUGUUUU
Messenger RNA from Prunus avium (sweet cherry), 1643 nucleotides. RefSeq names its product mannosyl-oligosaccharide glucosidase GCS1-like. The record is from RefSeq and is a predicted model, not a curated record. Gene Ontology annotation, biological process: protein N-linked glycosylation; oligosaccharide metabolic process. Lineage: Eukaryota; Viridiplantae; Streptophyta; Magnoliopsida; Rosales; Rosaceae. Gene Ontology annotation, molecular function: Glc3Man9GlcNAc2 oligosaccharide glucosidase activity. Gene Ontology annotation, cellular component: endoplasmic reticulum membrane.